AUGGAUUCCAUGGAGAACGUAGCCGCAUUCAGUCCAGUUACGGAGGACGAGAGUAAAGAACAGAAUGAGAACGAAGUAGAUAGUUCUGCCUCUUCCACCACCGCUCCUGAAUACACCACUAUCUCUCCCUAUGCUUCUUCUGAUGAGCCCAGCUCUACCACACCAGCAACCACCCUGGAGGAGUUACAAAAAGGUAUAACCGAUAGCAUGAGCGAUUCUUCUACUGCACCCUCUUCUGUCCCAAGCAUGUCCACCACCGAUUCUGUUGCCACCGAAUCUGUUGCUUCUGUUGAUCUUUCCACUAUCAUUUCAGCAGGUGCAUAUUCCACUGAGAAUGUGAGCACUAGCACUGAAUCUAGCACCCCAGAAAUAGAUCCUUAUGGUAGCACUACAUCUGAGGAGACUGGAGCUACAGAUGCAGGUGUGGAAGUGACCAGCGAGGAGCCUGUGACUGAAAAUUCGACAGAUCCUAGCACAGAAGCAUCGACUGCAUCAGCAUACAUAGCUGAAGCUGCUAUAGCAGUAAAAAAGCAGAUUCCAGAUAUUUCCAAUGUCGAUUUCAACACAGACGAUCAAAACAACCGAGAGUAUCAAGUAGACAAGAAAAUUGACAGAUCACAGUCAUCACUUGCACAGAAUGAGCGACGUGAGCCGGUACCACUCGAACCCACAGGAAUCGGUCGUAACAUGGAGAAGCUGGACAUUGAUGGUCUUGGUAAGUUUUUUGAAAUCACUUGAAU
Molecule: messenger RNA, 740 nt
Organism: Cylicostephanus goldi
Lineage: Eukaryota; Metazoa; Nematoda; Chromadorea; Rhabditida; Strongylidae
Source: the annotation of a GenBank genome assembly